AGACUCCACAGUUUUUCAUCAGUGAGGACUGGAAUGUGAACAAAGUAACACAACCAGACAAGAGCCAACCAGACAAUAGGUGAACAAAACUAUGAUUCCUCCCCUAAUUCCGAAACUGCACAACGUCGGGAUUUCUCACUAGCGCCCAGAACACUGACUCUGUUGGCCUGGCCUGUUGAGGGGACGCUUUUUGGGACCAAUGCAGACCCCCCCUCAGUUCCUCACUGUCAGUGCCUGUGCGUGGGUCAGCAGUUUUUGCCAUUUUGGGGGUAUUGGAACCAGUGAAAAUUUGGACGUGCUGGAAAAGAUGUCAGUCAGCGUCCAUGAAAACCGCAAGUCCAGGACGAGCACAGGCUCCAUGAACAUUUCGCUCUUCCACAAGCCGUCACAUCCAGACAGUGUGCUCACCCACCUCAAUACCCUGCGCAAACAGUGCAUGUUCACAGAUGUGACACUAUGGGCAGGCGACCGCUCCUUUCCCUGUCACAGAGCUGUGCUUGCCGCUUGCAGUCGCUACUUUGAAGCCAUGUUUAGCGGUGGCCUCCGUGAGAGCCUUGACAAUGAGGUUAACUUUCGAGACAGUGUUCACCCAGAAGUUCUGGAGCUGCUGUUGGACUUUGCUUACUCCUCACGUGUCAUCAUCAACGAGGAGAAUGCAGAGUCACUUCUCGAGGCUGGAGAUAUGCUGCAGUUUCAUGACAUCCGUGAUGCAGCAGCAGAAUUUUUAGAGAAGAAUUUGCAUGUGUCAAACUGCUUAGGGAUGAUGCUGCUUUCUGACGCCCAUCAGUGCAAGCGCCUUUAUGAACUGUCGUGGAGGAUGUGCCUCAUCCACUUUGAGACUCUUCGAGACACUGAAGACUUCUGCGGGCUCUCGAAAGACAAGCUUUUGGAUCUCAUCCUUAGCGAUGAGCUGGAGGUUGAAGAUGAACAGGUUGUGUUCAAUGCAGUCAUGCGCUGGGUUAGGUAUGACCUAGACAGCCGCAGAGACUACCUUCCUGAGCUGCUGCGAGGACUACGCCUUGCACUGCUACCCUCAGAAUGCCUCAUUGAAGCUGUGGCAUGUGAGGAACUUGUGAUGUCAGAUAAAAGGAGCCGACAGAUUGUUGAUGAGGCCAUGCAGUGCAAGAAAAAGAUUCUGCAGAAUGACGGCGUUGUCACCAGCCCAUGCGCUAGGCCUCGCAAAGCUGGGCACACGCUGCUCAUUCUUGGGGGUCAGACAUUUAUGUGUGAUAAGAUCUACCAAGUGGAUCACAAAGCAAAAGAGAUCAUCCCUAAAUCAGAUCUUCCCAGUCCCAGGAAGGAGUUCAGUGCAUGUGCCAUUGGCUGCAAAGUUUACGUGACAGGAGGAAGGGGGUCGGAAAAUGGAGUGUCAAAGGAUGUUUGGAUAUAUGACACGGUACAUGAAGAAUGGUCGAAAGGUGCCCCUAUGCUAAUUGCACGUUUUGGACAUGGCUCAGCUGAACUUGAAAACUGCCUGUAUGUUGUUGGGGGUCACACUGCUAUAGCAGGUGUCUUCCCAGCCUCCCCAUCAGUAUCUCUUAAACAGGUUGAGCGGUAUGACCCCCUAACCAACAAAUGGACAAUGAUGGCACCACUUAGGGAUGGUGUCAGCAAUGCAGCAGUGGUCAGUGCCAAGCUAAAACUCUUUGUGUUUGGUGGAACCACCAUACACAGAGACAAGGCUUCGAAGGUCCAAUGCUAUGACCCUGUUGAGAACCGUUGGACUAUAGCUGCCGAAUGCCCGCAACCCUGGAGAUACACCGCCGCCGCUGUCCUUGGCAGUCAGAUAUUCAUAAUGGGUGGUGAUACAGAGUUCACCGCAGCGUCCGCUUACCGAUUUGAUUGUGAGACCAAUCAAUGGACGCGUGUUGGUGACAUGACUUCUAAAAGAAUGAGCUGCCAUGCUGUGGCCUCUGGUAAUAAACUCUACGUGGUUGGCGGAUACUUCGGUACACAGCGGUGUAAAACCCUGGAUUGCUAUGAUCCAACAUCAGAUAGCUGGAACAGUAUCACUACCGUGCCUUAUUCACUGAUUCCAACUGCAUUUGUUAGUACCUGGAAGCAUCUUCCUGCCUAGAUGCCUCUGAUUGAAGUGUAUGGAUCUGAUCUGGAACAAUGACUGAAAAUAGAGUGAAGAACUGCAACAAAACCCAGCAGCGAGGCACAGCAGAGGCUUCCUGAUUUAAGGUAGCAGGUGAAAUACGAUUACAGCUGAUGAGAGCCAAGGGGCGGCAGGAAAUCGAAUGAUGAAGCGCAAACACCGCAGUCUCUCUCAUCAGGACGGCUGGUCGGGGGAGGGAGACAGACGAAUGAGAUGCAUCCUCCCUCACUGCAGCACCGCAGACAGUGAUGGAGCGCCACAAUAUCACAACUAGAGAUGGAGCGAUAGACGGGCACGCAGGGCAGCAUGAGAAAGAUAAACGGAACCGAGAGCGAAGGACCGCGUAGAUUUACGAGCUGGCACGAGAUGGUGGUUUUACAAGGCCUGUCCAGCUAGUUAAACGACUCAUCAUAAAACAAAGCCAUCGGACAGCCAUCCAUCUGAAAAACAGACAGUCUAAACCAAACACAGUAGCUUGGGUUGGUUCUUCGAAGACAAUUAACUAAGUAAAUAAAAAGGUGUUCAUUAUUAAUAUAUAUUGUUUCACA
Molecule: messenger RNA, 2649 nt
Organism: Sinocyclocheilus grahami
Lineage: Eukaryota; Metazoa; Chordata; Actinopteri; Cypriniformes; Cyprinidae
Product: kelch-like protein 25
Exons: 4
Coding region: 200-2077 (625 amino acids)
Biological process (GO): ubiquitin-dependent protein catabolic process
Cellular component (GO): cytoplasm; Cul3-RING ubiquitin ligase complex
Molecular function (GO): protein binding
Source: RefSeq, a predicted model, not a curated record